Messenger RNA from Mycena citricolor, 831 nucleotides. The record is from the annotation of a GenBank genome assembly. Lineage: Eukaryota; Fungi; Basidiomycota; Agaricomycetes; Agaricales; Mycenaceae.
AAUCACUUCUUGGAUGCUUAUAGCCCCAGUAAAUCGCGGAUGGAUCAACGAAACCAAUCAAUGUCCCGUGCGGAUGCUCGAGGACCAUUGCGAGCCAAAUGAUGUCAUCAAGGACAUCACCGGGCAGCGCUUCCCUUUUGUUUUUCUGGAUCCCAAGUCGAAGAAUUUUGGAGCCUUCGUGAGGACUUCUUCCGCAUCCCGCAUCGAACCAAGUGCCAGGUGGCAUGCACGGAUAAUUCUCGUGUCUCGUCUUUGUCAUGACUUAUUAUGUUGUCACAUGGCUUCGUCAAGUUCCUACGCGACCGCGUCUGUUCUGGGUUGAUGGCGGUUGGUGCACAACAGGCGUGCUUCUGUGGUCGAAAUUGAUCGCAGUCGAUCGCUUCGGCUUUCCACGGUCAUAUCUGCAGAAAUCCCAUCACGCUGGACGUGUGGGGCUGCCCCGAUCCUCGUACGAAGGACUAUUCUGCCAUGUAUAGUAAGAAUCACUUCAGGCAUCAAUGCGCAGCCAAGUGAUGGGUUCAGGUUUGACUUCGAAAUUUUGAGCCUGCAAUCGUCUGGACUCCGUUACUAAUUCUGUUUUACAUGCAGUCAUUCGCGAAGAGUAUAUAUUCAAAGCCGUAAUGAGUAUUCGUCCCCUCAGCAGAGAACUGUUCGACUUUCCAUCUCUCAUGCCUGCCCCUCUGUCCACUGACGGGACGAGUUCGCCUUCCCACCAGACGCUGCAUGAGGAUCUCCUCAAGGAGCAACUGACGGAAAAAUCUGAAGGCAGCUUGACCCCGACUCACACCGGAACCGCAACAGUAGACGAUCCGUUUCUCGUCAAGCUCGAUC